Messenger RNA from Petromyzon marinus (sea lamprey), 8843 nucleotides. Its product is annotated as arf-GAP with SH3 domain, ANK repeat and PH domain-containing protein 2-like. Lineage: Eukaryota; Metazoa; Chordata; Hyperoartia; Petromyzontiformes; Petromyzontidae. Gene Ontology annotation, cellular component: cytoplasm. Gene Ontology annotation, biological process: positive regulation of GTPase activity. The record is from RefSeq and is a predicted model, not a curated record. Gene Ontology annotation, molecular function: GTPase activator activity; protein binding.
CGCGCCGCGCUGACACUGCGAGGUUCACAACUCAAGAGGAGGUGGUGGUGGUGAGGUGGUGGUGGUGGGGGGGUAACGAUGGUCCGGGCCGGCCGCCGCUGCCGCUGGUGUCCCUGUUGUCGCUGAACCUCUUGCCGCCGGGAACCCCCCACCCCACGCUGCUCCCGACUCCCCCACCACCCCAUCCCACCCCCCUCCGCACUCCUGCGUUCCCUACCGCCAGAGCAGCGAAGAGGUGGCCACACAAUGACGCUCAUAGGAGCGAGCGAUUUCGUGGCGGAGGCGAUGGAUGAUUACAGCGCGCCCACGGCCUCGGACUUCGGCAGCCGGAUCGCGAGCUGCCGUCACACCGUGAGCACGCUUGAAGAGUACUUGGACGUCGACCGCAAUAUCUUGCAGAAGAUUAAGAAAGCCGUGAAAGCCAUCAACGCGUCCGGGCUGGCCCACGUGGACAGCGAGGAUGCUCUGUCACAGGCUCUGGACAAGUUUGGGAAUACGUUUGUGGAGCGGAACGAGAUCGACCUGGGCGUGGCGUUCACGAGCGUCGCCUCGUGUACCAAAGAGAUCGCCGCCGUCCUCAAAAACAUGAUCUGCAACAUGACCAACAUCUUGGUGUUUCCGCUCGAGUCCGUGCUCAAGGGUGACUUCAAGGAAGUGAAAGGGGAACUAAAGAAGCCGUUUGACAAGGCUUGGAAAGACUACGAGACGAAAUUCUUGAAAAUUGAGAAAGAGAAGCGCGAGCAGGCCCGGCAGCACGGCAUGAUCCGCAACGAGAUCACGGGCGCCGAGAUCGCCGAGGACCUGGAGAAGGAGCGCCGCAUGUUCCAGCUGCAGAUGUGCGAGUAUCUCAUCAAGGUCAACGACAUCAACACCAAGAAGGGCGUGGAUAUCAUGCACAGCUUCAUCUUGUAUUUCCAAACGCAGUACAAUUUUUUUCAAGAUGGUCUCAAGAUCAUGGACAAAUUCAAGAUGUACAUCGACAAGGCCAAAACUGUGCUGGAAUCCGUGACGCAGAUGCAGGACGAGGAGAGGAACCAGCUGUGCGUGCUCCGAGACGUGCUCAAGACAGCCAUGCCCAGGGAGUCUCGAGAGGAGUCGCAAGCAAAGUUGGCCGGAUACAACCUGCAUCAGCUGCAGAGCAACAAGAACUUUGGCAAUGAGAAGACGGGCUUCCUGCUGAAGAAGAGCGAUGGGAUACGGAAGGUUUGGCAGAGACGGAAGUGCGCCGUGAAGGGUGCAUACCUCACCAUCUCGCAUGCCACGGCGAACCAGCCGCCUGCCAAGCUGAACCUGCUCACCUGCCAGGUGAAGCCGUGCCUGGACGAGAAGAAAUGCUUCGACCUCUUCUCCUACAACAGGACAUAUCACUUCCAGGCCGAAGAUGAGCUGGACUGCUUGAACUGGAUCCAGGUGCUGGUGAACGGGAAGGAGGAGGCGCUCAACAAGGAGUUCUUCAACGACAGCGGUGGAGGCGUCGGUGGUGGUUACGUGGAGGGCAGCAGCGCCGAUGACCUCACCAAGGCCAUCAUCCUGGACGUGCAGCGGCUGCCCGGCAACAACAUGUGCUGCGACUGCUCCGCACCCGACCCAACGUGGCUGUCCACCAACCUGGGAGUGCUGACGUGCAUCGAGUGCUCGGGCAUCCACCGGGAAAUGGGAGUGCACAUUUCCCGCAUCCAGUCUCUCAAGCUCGACCGCCUGGGCAACUCCGAGCUGCUGUUGGCAAAGAACGUUGGCAACACGGGCUUCAAUAAAGUCAUGGAGGCCGAGCUGAAGAGCACAAAUACGGCCAAACCCACGGCGAUGAGUGACAUGGAGGCGAGGAAGGGCUUCAUAAUGGCUAAGUACGUGGAGCGGCGCUUCGCCCAGAAGCCCGAGGCGACUGCUCAGGACCUGCGCGGCGCCUUGGUGGAGGCGGUGCACGAGAAGGACGUGCUCAAGCUCCUCGUGUUGUCCGCCAGCGGGGUCGACCUCUCCGGCUCGCUGCCCAGCACGCGUGGACAGGAGGCGGGCGAGACUCCACUGCACCUGGCCAUCCGGCUGGCGGAUGUGUCUCUGCUGCACAUCGUCGACUACUUUGCGCAGAACUGCCACAACAUGGACAAGCAGACGGAGAGCGGCAACACGGCGCUGCACUACUGCUGCCGCCACAACCAGACCGAGGGCCUCAAGCUGCUGCUGCGGAGCAAGGCCCACACUGACAUCAAAAACGCCGAUGGAGAGACGGCUCUCGAUGUGGCGCGGAGACUCAACCACUCGCAGUGCACGGAGCUGCUGGAGCAGGCGAUCGCAGGCACUUUCGGCACCCGGGUGCACGUGGAAUACAACUGGAACCUGCAGCAGGAUGACUUUGAUGAGAGUGACGACGACCCAGAUGAGAAGGUGAGCCCCGUGCGGCGCGAGCGUGGCGCCCGCCCCGUCAGCUGCUACCACUGCCCAUCGCAGCAGCACCUGAGCCGCGAGCGGCCCGGCUCGACGCGCGAGCGGCGCCCCCCGCCGCUACACGGGGUCGACCCGGGGUCGCGGCAGCUCUCGACGCUCGCCAGCACCGCCAAGCGGGUGGCGGCCGAGGUGGCGGCCGCGGCCGCGGCGGCGGCGGCGGCGGCGUCGGCUGCUGGGACGGAUUACAGUAACGGCGGGCAGCAGACGGACGUCUGCUCGGCACCUCCGCUACCUCCUCGCAUCGCCGGCAGCACUAUCAAGGGCCCACCCGUGCCGGGCCUCCCCGGCCUCGCCGCUAACAUGGUGGCGGGCAGCUGCAACUCGAUGUCGCGGAAAAAGCCGCCUCCUCCCCCGCCUGCCAGCAGCCCCGGCUCGGGGCACAAGCGGACCCUGUCGGAGCCGCCGGGGGUGAUGCCGCCCACGCCGCCCGUGCGCGGCUCCUCGGUGCUGCGCGGGUCCAACGAAAGCUCGCCGCCUCCGCCCCCUCCCGUGGCCAAGCCGGCGGCGCUUUGCGACAUCGGCAAUCGGCAGCCAAGCCCUGACAACAAAUUGCAAGCUGGGAAACGGCCAACCAUCCACGGCCUGCGUGUUCUACCCAAGAUGCCUCCUUCCGCCUCAGCGUUGAGGAGGAGGUCCGAGACGACGGGGAGCACCGAGUCGCUGUCGCAGCAGCCUCCCGUCAACCCGGCCGCCAGGCCCGUGCUACCCGGCACCGUGAGCCGCACCCCACCGCUGGAACGCCUCGGAGCCAAGCCUCAACUGCCGGACCACCCUGGACACAAACCGCUGGCUCCGGAUCCUGGAACGAAGCCACAGUCUAUGAAUCACCCCAUGCCCAAACUGAUUCCGCCCGAUCCUGGUACGAAGCCUCACCUCCCGGAUCUCCCUGGAGCCAAACCUCAGGCCUCCGAGAGCCGGGCCAGACUGCAGAUGCCGGAGCUUCCUCUGAGCAAGCCGCAGACUCCGGAUCCUGGAACCAAGCCCCAGCUUCCGGAUCAGAGAAGUAAGCCACAAGCUGCAGACCAGAGCCUCAGGCCGCAGCCGCUCGCGCUGGCGCCCAAGCCUCAGCUGCCAGAUCCGGCAACCAAGCCACAGCUCGCUGAACUCACGCCGGUCCGGCCCCGAGCCCCCGAGCAGUCGGCCAAACCUAGCCGGUGGAGCACCGAAUCUGAGAGAGCGGCGAACAGGAUUUCCCGUGGCCCCGAUCCUCCGAUGCGACCGCAGAUGCCGCCGCCGCCACCGCCGCUGCAGCGGCAGCAGCACGGCAAGCGCGUGUCGGGCUCCACGGAGGAGGUGCAGGCGAUGGAGGAGCAGCUGUCGCCCUCCUCGCCGGCGCCACUUCCUCUGCCGCGCAAGACCGUGCAGCGAGUGAAGACGAAGCAGCGGCGUGUGAAGGCCAUCUACGACUGCACAGCCGACCACCCCGACGAGCUGACCUUCCACGAAGGCGAGGUGUUGCUCGUGGUGGAAGAGGAGGAUGCGGAUUGGUGGAUCGGCCACGUGGAGGGUGAGCCGGAGAGAACGGGCGUCUUCCCCGUGUCCUUCGUCCACAUCCUCUCUGACUGACAGCGCAGCAGGAUCUCACGUCCGUCUGAAUCGUAGCUGGUCUUAGAUUCAGGGGACACACUUGCCCGCACACGCACACACAAGGGCCACAAACACACGAGCACACAGCAAGACUUCAACCAGCGUACCUACGAAUAACACAAACGAGUGCAAAAAAUAUUAAUCUUUCCACAUGUGCUCUCACAUGAUAAAGUGACAUGGGAAUUAAAUUCAAAUUCCAUCCAGUCCUGUCUUGUCCCUUUAACAUUGACUCUUCCCCCUAGUACCCGUCCCAACAAACAUUGUCCCAUUCUGCUCUGUAAGCCUGUCGCACGCACACACCACAAAUACUACCACAACAACAGCCACCAUUCACUACUAAGUGGCGGUGACGUCACCACGGCGCUUGUGCCAGAACAGGUGCACAUACACGCAGACACGUCUAUAUUUCACCAUACAUUCACAUACUAACAAAGACACACUAACAUGCGCACACACGUGCCAUGCACACACACACAGGUGCAUGCAAAUAAUAACAUGCAUACACAUCGUAACAUGCGCACUCACACACAUACUUACGUGCACACAAAUACCCAAUGUUCCUCCUCUGUCUAUUCCCUUUGCUCAAGUCCCAUCCAUUCCCAUGGGUUUUGAUUCCAUUCCUGCAUGCUCAUGUGGUGCAUUUUCUCAUUCCAACAGCACUUCUGCACGGUUGCCUUCCUUAACUUCACUCCCCAAAUGCACGUUCCCCAAGACACAGUGAGGCCUAAAUGUUUCCAGCAUGUUCCACCACGGUUUUUAGCUGAUAAGUUUAAUAAUUUACUGCCCCUUUGUCGUUCCACUGCGAGUUUGAAUGCUUCCUAUCGCUGUGUCGGUCAUGGAGGUUGUUUGACCAUACUUCACCACGCUGGUAAGUGCCGGUUGGUGAAAAGGGGUGACCCAGGACCGGUUGAGAUAUCACCCUGUUACUACUCCUCUUCUUGCGUAUGGAAACAUAUUCAGGGGGCUAAAUGCCAUUGUCGAUCUUGCUAGCCACGAGAGGGCUUCUUUUGAAAGAGCGCAGACGGUGGUUUACUGCAUUGUCCAUAGUUACUGACGAUAGCCGUGAGCUGGGAAUCCAACUCCGAUGGCAGUGUGCGUAUAACUGCGCCACCAAGGAGAUUAUGAAGAGCCGUGUACAUUUAAACUAGGAAGGUUGCAUGACCAAUCUGGCUGUGCAAUGAUGAAGCAGCAAAGACGGCACAGUUGAUCAAAGAUGCCGUCUAGAGGCUCGCUUUAACCACGGGCCGUGGUGUGUGUAUGUACAAGUGUGUGUAUGCUGUGUAAAUAGAUAUGGCCUUUCCAUUUGCAACCCACUGCAGAUGCUGCCUUUGACUCCAGUUUUGGCUGGUCACCGAAACUAGUCUGUUGUACCCGCGUCGCAGUAAGACUUGGGGGGGGGGGGGGGGGGGCAAGCUUCCCAGUCAAUCGCCUUGUUUCCACGUUCAAUGUUAAUUAUAGAAGAACAAUGAUGAUUAUAAGGAAAAAGCAAUGCAAUGCAUACGUAUGGGUGAUAAUUUGUAAUCUCUUUACUGCAAUGCCUCCCACGAGCCUCCUUUGUUGUGAUCGUACCCUUGCUGACCCUUACCCCAUCACGCUGGCAUUUCAAAACUUGAGGGCUCAAUGCAGUGAUGGGAACACAAAGCACAAUUAAUUGUGGGAGACGCCACCUUGGUUUUUUUGCUUUAUUAUUUGCAACCGGGGUUUAAUUGCUUACGUUAAACCCAGUUUUCAUAACCCUCCUCCAGACGACUUGAAUCCCGCCCCGACCACCCACCUCCCAGCAAUCUCUUUGCAAAGAUAAAAACAAAUUGCUCCCCAGGGGCGUCGCCAUAGCCACAACGUAGCCAUUUGAUUAUCACUGCCUGGGGCUCCGCCAUUAGUCACGUAACUAAUGAAUCCAUCGUUGGGAAUAAACUUUGCGAGCCCCAUCACGUGUGUGGUCGUGCGAGUGAAUGAACAUGGAGUCGCGUAGGCUUCUUCAACUGGUAGCCCCGUGGGUCAGACCUAGUGGUCCACUGAACUGUGGCCCGCCGAGAGAUGUUGACUCACCGAGACCUAAAGAGAUUAAGAUUAAUGUACUGAAAGCGAGGUUCACGAGAGGUAUGCGACUUGGAGAUAAGAGGUAUAGAUUUGUGGUCACAUGCACAGACGUUAAGAAUAUCGCGACGCCACGUGACUUUAUCCCGUGUGUUUACAUGACAUAAGGUCAUGUGGUCCACAGCAGAUGCACAUUUUUUGGCCCUCCAUAAAAUGCAGUUGAAGAGUCCUCGAGUGAAUUGUGUAUGUAUGUUGAACGUCUUUUGCACCGUACGUGGCCAUCCGUGCUAAUCGGAGGUGCAGGAGAUGGAACAUGGGGCUGAUCCUUCGUUGCACUGCACGCAUUGCCUAUCAGAGAUUUAAAAGCUCUUAAAGUCUCGUCUCUUGUAUUUAGUUUUAUGUCAAUUUUAAGUGUAUAUUGACUUUGUGACCGAGUAUAACAAUCUCGCAGUUACUCAAUAACUUUCUGUUGAAAAGUCAAUUACAGUUUGAAACGUACGAGCAGGGAGGAGGAGGGGUUUUGUGAAUUAGGAGAUGUGGUGAAGCUACCUAGUGAUGAGCGCUGUGCGUCAUUAAUUUUAACAAAAUUCAACAAAAUCAUUUUUCCACCCUCGAGUGUCCACGUUGUACCGCGUGUUUGUUCGGCUCCGCGCACCGGGUGGCUCCCUGUGCCAGGUGGCUCCGCGUGUCGGGGGGCUCCCUGUGCCAGGGGGCUCCCUGUCCCAGGUGGCUCCCUGUGCCGGGUGGCUCCCUGUACCAGGGGGCUCCCUGUGCCGGGUGGCUCCCUGUGCCGGGUGGCUCCCUGUGCCGAGUGGCUCCCUGUGUCGGGGGGCUCCCUGUGCCGGGUGGCUCCCUGUGCCGGGUGGCUCCCUGUGCCGGGUGGCUCCCUGUGCCGGGUGGCUCCCUGUGCCGCGUGGCUCCCUGUGCCGGGUGGCUCCCUGUGCCAGGUGGCUCCCUGUGCUGGGUGGCUCUGCGUGUCGGGGGGCUCCCUGUGCCAGGUGCCUGCCUGUGCCUUGUAGCUCCGCGUGCCGGGUGGCUCCACGUGGCUCCCUGUGCCGGGCGGCUCCUUAGCACCGGAGAGAUCCACCACGUGGAACGAAACGCUAGACAUCAGAGCUACACUGUAGCACAAACCGUGACAACCUACGGAGCCUAAUUGUUUUCCUUCUGAGAUUCAACAGGUCAAGGAGCGCGGAGCACUUUUAAUUGUAAGCUGCCUGUCACCGUUUCACCGCUAUUCGUGUUUUUACAUGUACACAUUUUUAAUGCCAGCUAUUAAUUUCAUUAGAAUAGUUUUACUGUAUUCCUAUUCCGUUUUAAUUUUCCACCAUUAUCAUCACGUUAUCUCAUAAUUAUCAUUGAAUUAUUGUAAUAGAAAAAAACAUUGUAAGCAAUGCCAAUUAGCACAUUUCAAGAUUGUUUCUGGUCCAAUAAUGACCUUCACCAUCGACGACAUUGUCCGUAAUUGUCACGAAGUCUUUUUUUAUCACAAUAUCAUGAUCGAAUUAUCAGGCCCGUCUUCUGGCCACAUUUCUGAACUAUCAUUGCAUUAUCAUGUGCAUCCAUCCAUAUCAACAUCACGCCACGAUUACAUUACAUUUAAUACCUUCCCCUUGUACAUAGCCAUUUACUUUAUUGUUCAAAAUCCCAUAUCGAAGUUUGAGUAAGCUCUUGUCACUCAGCACUUACAUAUUCAAAAUCCAAGUCUUGUCGUUGUCUAGUGUGCAUACAUAUACAUCGCUGUUCCCACUCACACGGUUUAGUUUGAUCUCCGCCCUCCCCUCCGUGGGGAGAUGAAUGGGAGCGUUCGCAUAGUCGAGCCGCGUGUACUUAACCCAAAAGCGUGCCCAGGAUCACGGCGCACGCCGCAUAUGAAUGAAAUAUUAAUGUACGUAUGUAUGUUGAACUUCUUUCGCACCGUGUACGUAGCCAACCGUGCUAAUCGGAGGUAUUGAUACAGUACCUGUACAUUGCGUUCGGUUAUUAUUGUACUUGAUGGCCCAACAGUUGGGAGCGCAGUGGGACGCUGCUGUCAGACCUCCCGUGUGCACGUGUUUUAUUGGGACGCCUCUUCCGAGUGCACUGCGUCAGUGCUUGAGAAUUCUAAGAAUCGGCGGAGAGAGCCUGGCAGCACACGUGUGUACCGUGCACACAUUUGCUGAAAAUGUGGUGGAGACAGUUCCAGGCGCCAAACCCACGUUCGGUUGGCACAUCGGUUUGUAAAUGCAUUUGUGAAGCCUGCAAGCUUGCCACGUCGCGUAUACAAUGCCAUUUCUGUCUGCGUCCCAUGCCCGAUAUAAAUUAACCUCUUGAGAGUAAAGCUCGACCCAUGAAUAUCAUCACUACACUAUUCCCAAUCCCGCCGACUUUGAGAGGUUGAAAGCGCUUCUUCCUAUUCGUUAAUAAGCUAAGUCCGGUUUAUGUUUUGGGCGCCUGAUCAAAACUAUUUGUGUGUGUGUGUGUACACGCCACAGCCAGCUUAAUUGCCUCGUGUGUACAAGGUAUUUGGGCUCUGUUGGUGGCAAGCAAGCCCAUGGUUUACACUGUGUGGGCAAAAGCAAUACUAUUCAAGACACGAAUAACACAUUGCCAGUAAAUGAACAAUCCAUGCAGUCGCGUGUCGGGGAGGGGGGGGGGGCACGAACCCCCCCCCCCCUCCGGAUGGUGUGUUGUUGCGCACGGUUAGCGUGAAGCAUGUUAAUGCCUGUAUCCUGCCAAACUUUGUACAUUGUAUUAAAUGCAUUAAAAGGAAGCAUAUGUUGCGAUGCAAGGUCCUG